GCACAGGUGAGGUGCUGACGUACAGCACGCCGAUCACCAGACAGGCUCUGAUGGGGAAGUGAAAGGCGCUUCUCGAUGUGGAAGCGUCGCCAUUAACGAGGAACAUUUCUAAUCAUUCUCCGGUUUAGCUGAGUAGAUUCGGAUGAGAUGGGCGAUAAUUACUGCAUGCGGUUGAAAGUGUUCGGUGAUGAAUGUCUGCGGUGCUGGAAGAACAUCGGGUCCGGCGGGUUCGGCGAUGUCUACCGGGCGAAGCACACGGCUCUGGGGAUGGACGUGGCCAUAAAGUUAUUACAUUAUAAAGACGGCAGGUCGGCAUCCUCCAUUGAGAAAGAAGCUCUCCUGAUGUUCCAGGGCGGGAAUCCUAACAUGAUCAGGAUCCUGGGUCUGUACGAGGGCCGUGUGGGCGAGGGCCGAGGGCUGGUGAUGGAGUUCAUGCCCAAGGGUUCGGUGGCCGAUCUGCUGCAGACGCUGGCCGGGCCGCCGCCGUGGCCUCUGACCUUCCGCAUGGCGCACCAGAUCAGCCUGGGCAUGAACUUCCUCCAUCAUCUAACUCCUCCGCUCCUGCAUCUGGACCUCAAGCCCAGCAACGUGCUGCUGGACGACAGCCUCAGAGCCAAGCUCACAGAUUUCGGUCUGUCCCGAGUGGCUCGAAGCGUUUCUAGAUGCUCCGGACAGAAAGACGAGGAUGAGGGAGGAACGCUGAGCUACAUGCCUCCUGAAGCGCUGCAGUCCGUCCAUUACAAAGCCAACAAAGCCUCCGACGUCUACAGUUACGGCGUCCUGCUGUGGUCCAUGGUCACCGGGAGAGAGCCGUACAGCGAUGCUGGGUCCAGUCUGGUGCGCUUCCGGAUCCCUCAGGGGGACAGACCUGACCUGACGUGGAUAGACCGCUGCCAGACUGAGGGUCUGGAUGAUAUGGUGAAGCUCAUGACUGAGUGCUGGCAUCAGGACCCCGACAGGAGACCGUCGUUCCUCUGUUGUGUUAAUGAGACCGAGAAGAUCUUUAGUAUGCACAAACACGGACUCAAUGAAGCCGUCUAUGAUGUUCUGAAGCUGCUGGAUAAUGAUGAUGAUGAUGAUGUCUGUUCCGGUUUGAAAUCAAUCCAGAUCAGCCACAAACCACUCAAUGAAGCUCGUCCUCAGGGUUCGUCCUGCGUCACCGGACCGCCUCCUAAACAGGAAACAGCUGUCAGUAACACAAAACCCACAAAGACAGAAUCAUCUCCUCGUCCUGCUCCGCUGGUGACGCCUGUCAGAACAACACAGCGGCAAACUUCAACACCAGGCGGCGUUCAGAUCACCAUGUCAAACGUCUAUGGAGUUCAGAUCGGCAACAACAACAUCAUGAAUAUGGUUCAGAGGCCGCGGCAGAGACACCGAACGGCUCCUUCCAGAGUCAGCACGUCUUAUUCCCACUCAGAGAACUCACAGAAUAAACCACAGUGACCUCUGCACACUCUCUCUGCAGCAAUCCGCUCUCGUUCCAGUGAAGUGUUUAGAGUCACAAACUAUUCCUGUGACUCAAAGGGCUGGACACUCAAAAAACAUCCAGGCCUAAAUGUCAAUGUGAUGUGUUUGAAUUGCUUAUAAAAUGUCCAUCCAUUUGGAUCACACAGUUUUAACAUAAACUAACUAAUAAACUUAAUGUGAUGCAUACUUGUCAGUCAUACAUAAGC
Messenger RNA from Sinocyclocheilus rhinocerous, 1676 nucleotides. It is a transcript of the gene ripk3, whose product is annotated as receptor-interacting serine-threonine kinase 3. Lineage: Eukaryota; Metazoa; Chordata; Actinopteri; Cypriniformes; Cyprinidae. The transcript is spliced from 12 exons. Gene Ontology annotation, biological process: protein phosphorylation. Gene Ontology annotation, molecular function: ATP binding; JUN kinase kinase kinase activity. The record is from RefSeq and is a predicted model, not a curated record. Bases 148 to 1446 code for a protein of 432 amino acids.